Nelumbo nucifera (sacred lotus) is the source of this 1363-nucleotide messenger RNA. The record is from RefSeq and is a predicted model, not a curated record. NCBI's taxonomy places the organism in Eukaryota, Viridiplantae, Streptophyta, Magnoliopsida, Proteales, Nelumbonaceae.
AUCCCUUGUGCUCUCUCUCUCUACAAAAUUACAAUUAACAAACGCAUUUGGUAAGGAUCUUGUAGAUAGAAGAAGAGAGAAAUUAUCCAUCUCUCUUGGCAUCUCAUGCCUUCUUCUGUGUCUGCGUUUGUUUUAUUGAUUUCAUGUAUUGUUUUAUCGAUGGUUGGAUCUCUGCAGGGCUUUCAUUUUCUAUACAAGUCAUUCCUAUGAUAAUGACUCCAGCAACAGCAUAUUAGGUGAAAUUUGGACCAGCUCCUGCAUUGUUCCUCAUAAUAAACCAGGUGAAAGAAUUGAAAAUUGAUGGAGCUGACUAUUGGUGCAACCUUUGCAGUUUCGACGUCAACGAUAAAAGAUUAAAAGGAUUAAUCCAGACAACUCUCACAAAAGGAGGAAUUCAUGUACAACGUUUGGCAUCAACUCAACCCCUUAAUAAGUCGUCCACUCUCAAACAAAAAAUCAGAGUUGCAUCCAAUCUCUAAGAGCCACACUGAAUUUCCUGAUCGGUUUCAAUCUUUCACUACCGCCACCAAGGAAAAGAAUCCCAGAACAAAACAAUGCCAAUAUGUUUUUUCAAGUAAACAUGAAGAAGACCGUAGCCAUUACAACCCCAUCAAAAUCACUCAUCUUUAAAUCAUUCUUUCUAUCCCUCUCCAUCGUACUCUUGUUCUUUCUUUCCAUCCAGCGGCAUCGUAACCACCAGAUUAUCACUUAUCCGCCUCCGACGGCUCCAUCAUCGAGCGGUGACCUCCGAAUUCGUCCUGGGUAUACCUCCUAUAGUGCAUACAUACAACACCAGCUCCACAAGACGUUAAAUCCCAGGUUGAGAAAAAUAUGGACCACCAGAGAUUGGGAUCGCAAGAUUGAUGUAUUCAGUAAUUUUUUCCAAGAUCUGAAACGCAAGAAACUGCUUAGGAACAACUCGAAAGCGUUGUGCAUCGGUGCUCGAAUGGGGCAGGAGGUGGCGGCGUUGAAGCGAGUUGGGGUGUUGGAUGCAGUGGGCAUCGAUUUAGUUCCAAGCCCACCGUUGGUGAUGGAGGGAGACUUUCACAGUCAGCCGUUCGAGAAUCAGACCUUCGAUUUUGAGUUCUCCAAUGUGUUCGACCAUGCAUUGUAUCCGUGGAAGUUCGUGGGGGAGAUCGAACGGACAUUGAGGCCUGGUGGGGUCUGCGUAUUACACGUGGCGCUGACAAGACGGGGAGAUAAAUAUUCGGCAAACGACCUAUACAGUGUGGGGCCGUUGAUGGCGAUGUUUCGGGAGUCGGAGUUGGUUCACAUCCGGGAGGUUGAUGGGUUUGGUCUGGACACGGAGUUGGUUUUCAGAAAAAAGAAGGAAUCAGCGGUCAUGAUAAAAAUUAAAGAGUAG